AUGUCAAAGGGAAACAUAAGAAUAGCUAUCGAUAAAGGUGGAACUUUCACAGACUGUGUGGGCAAUAUUGGUACAGGUAAACAAGAACACGACAUUGUCAUUAAGCUAUUGUCAGUGGAUCCAAAGAACUACGCAGAUGCUCCUCUUGAAGGUAUAAGACGCCUCUUGCAAUUGCUUGAAAACAAGACAAUUCCUCGUGGUAUUCCCUUAAAUAUCUCUAAUGUGAAAAGUUUAAGAAUGGGAACAACCUUGGCUACAAACUGUGCUCUAGAAAGAAAUGGUGAACGUUGUGCUUUCAUUACUACAAAGGGAUUUAAGGAUUCUUUGUUGAUUGGAGAUCAAACCAGACCGGACAUUUUCAACUUACACAUAAAGAAGGUAGCACCUUUAUACGAUACUGUAGUCGAAAUAGAUGAGAGAGUGACUUUGGAAGAUUUUUCAGAAGACCCUUAUUUUAUCAAGUCGGCUCCCAAUGAACAGGAGGGCAUAUUGGAAGGCAAUAGCGGCGAAAUGAUAAGGGUCAUCAAGAAGCCUGAUGAGUCAAGCGUAAGAUCUAUUUUGCAAGUGCUUUAUGCUAGCGGGAUUAGGUCUGUUGCCGUGGCAUUUUUGCAUUCAUACACUUUUCCAGACCAUGAACGAGUUGUUGGGAACAUUGCUAAAGAGAUAGGAUUUUCUCAUGUUUCAUUAUCAUCCGAAGUUUCCCCGAUGAUAAAAUACUUGCCCAGAGCUCACAGUUCUGUCGCUGAUGCUUAUCUUACUCCAGUCAUCAAGAAAUAUCUCGAUAGCAUUUCCGCAGGUUUGAGUCACGCGAAAGGUACUCAUAUCCAAUUUAUGCAAUCUGAUGGUGGUUUAGUGGAUGGAGGGAAAUUUUCAGGCCUGAAGUCAAUAUUAUCCGGUCCUGCAGGUGGUGUAAUAGGCUAUUCUAGUACAUGCUAUGAUAAAAAAAAUAACAUACCCUUAAUCGGUUUCGAUAUGGGCGGGACAUCUACCGAUGUAAGUAGGUAUGGUGAUGGGAGGCUAGAACACGUCUUCGAGACAAUUACGGCAGGAAUCAUCAUACAGUCCCCUCAACUUGACAUUCAUACAGUAGCUGCUGGAGGUAGUUCUAUUUUAUCAUGGAAGAAUGGGCUGUUUAAAGUAGGCCCUGAUUCAGCAGCAGCAGAUCCGGGGCCUGCGGCUUAUAGAAAAGGCGGACCCUUGACUAUUACAGAUGCUAACCUUUUUUUAGGACGGUUAGUUCCUGAGUUCUUCCCCAAAAUUUUUGGCCCCAGUGAGGAUGAAUCACUUGAUUUAGAAACUACUACUCUGAAAUUCAAAGAAUUGACUGAUGUAAUAAAUAGAGAUCUCAAUUCAAAUUUCACUAUGGAAGAGGUUGCUUAUGGUUUUAUCGAAGUGGCGAACGAAUGCAUGGCAAGGCCAGUAAGGGCCAUUACAGAAGCGAAGGGGUACGUAGUUUCUCAGCAUCGACUUGUUUCUUUUGGUGGAGCUGGUGGCCAACACGCUAUAGCUGUUGCAGAUUCAUUGGGCAUUGACACUGUUUUGAUUCAUAGAUAUUCUUCCAUCUUGUCAGCUUACGGUAUUUUUUUAGCAGAUGUUAUUGAGGAAAAUCAAGAACCUUGUUCUUUUAUCUUGAGUGAGCCAGAAACUAUCAGCAAAGUUAAAGAAAGGUUUUUGGCACUUUCUGAUAAUUCGAUUAAAAAUCUUUUAUCUCAAUCAUUUUCUCGAGAGGAUAUCGUCCUGAGAAAAUAUCUAAAUCUCAGAUACGAGGGCACUGAAACCAGUUUGAUGAUAUUACAGAGGGUUGACGAUGAUUGGAAUUUUGUCAAAUGGUUUUCUGAAGCCCAUAAAAGGGAGUUUGGAUUUUCAUUUGAUGACAAACGAAUCAUAAUUGAUGAUAUAAGAAUAAGAGCAAUUGGAAAAUCAGGUGUUAGAAAAGAAAAAACAGUUGAUGAGCAACUUAGGGAAAUCUCUCACUUCAAAAACGCUGACCUGUUGAAGGAUGCUAGUUUAAUUCAGAAGACAUAUUUUUACGAUAAGUGGGUUGAUACUGCAGUCUUCAAAAUUGAUAAUGUUUCUGCCGGAACAAUUAUCGAAGGUCCGGCUAUAUUAGCUGACGGUACGCAAACGAACGUUAUUCUGCCAAACUGUCAAGCGAUAGUAUUAAAGUCCCAUAUAUUUAUCAAAAUUGAUAAAAAACCUGUAAAAACCCUUUCUAAAAGAGAAUAUGAUCUUCAUAUCGAUCCCAUCUUAUUGUCCAUUUUUAGUCACAGGUUUAUGGAUAUCGCCCUUCAAAUGGGAACUCAAUUAAGGAAAACUUCUGUUUCCACUAACGUCAAAGAAAGAUUGGAUUUUUCGUGUGCUUUAUUUGAUCCUGAAGGAAACUUAGUCGCCAACGCACCGCAUGUUCCUGUUCAUUUGGGCUCAAUGUCAACCUGUAUUGCUGCACAGGCAAAGUUAUGGAAAGGCAAACUAAAGCCUGGUGAUGUAUUGAUCACAAAUCAUCCGGAUGUUGGUGGUACGCAUUUACCUGAUAUAACAAUUAUAACACCUUCUUUUUCUCCAACUGGUCAGUUAAUAUUCUACGUUGCUUCAAGAGCUCAUCACGCAGACAUUGGAGGUAUUCUUCCUGGUUCAGUUCCCCCCAAUUCAAAGGAAUUAUACGAAGAAGGAACUGCAAUUUAUUCUGAAUUUGUGGUGAAAGAGGGCGUUUUUCAAGAAGAGUUAAUAUAUAAACGUUUCGUAGAGGAUCCUGCAAAAUACCCAGGCUGCACAGGCUCAAGAAGAUUUAGUGAUAAUAUAAGUGAUUUGAAAGCUCAAGUGGCCGCAAACACUAAGGGAAUACAAUUGAUUGGAUCAUUAACUGAAGAAUAUAAUCUGUCUACAAUUCUGAAAUACAUGACUGCAAUCCAAGCAAAUGCUUCUGAAUCCAUCAAAAAAAUGCUUGCGAAAAUGGUCGAUCAUCUUGGCACUACUAAAUUCUCUGGUGAAGAUCGUUUAGAUGACGGCAGCUUAAUUAAACUUCAAGUAGACAUAAAUCCUGAAAAGGAGGAAUAUGUAUUUGAUUUUGACGGAACUUCUUCCCAAGUUUAUGGCAACUUAAAUGCACCAGAAGCCAUAACCAAUUCUGCGAUUCUCUACUGUUUGCGGUGUCUAGUAGGUGAAGAUAUCCCCUUAAACCAAGGCUGCCUGAAACCGUUAACGAUAAAAAUCCCUGCUGGAUCUCUUUUAAGUCCUCGGUCUGGUGCAGCUGUUGUUGGAGGCAAUGUGCUGACUUCACAAAGGGUGACUGAUGUGAUUUUAAAGACAUUCAAAGUUAUGGCCGAUUCUCAAGGCGACUGUAACAAUUUUACUUUUGGAACUGGAGGUAAAAUUGAUGACAAGACAGGAGAGAAGAUUAAAGGCUUUGGGUACUAUGAAACUAUAUGUGGUGGCUCUGGAGCUGGUGCGGAUUCAUGGAGAGGAUGUGGAUGGAAUGGUUCAGACGCUGUACAUACGAACAUGACGAAUACAAGAAUGACAGACAGUGAAGUCUUUGAAAGGAGAUACCCUGUUUUAUUGAAAGAAUUUUCAAUUAGGAACGACUCAGGAGGAAAAGGUAAAUAUACAGGUGGAAAUGGAGUUACAAGAGAUGUUCAAUUCCGGAAGGCUGUAACGGCAUCCAUAUUGUCUGAACGUCGUGUUAUUGCCCCUCACGGUAUAAAGGGAGGGGAAGAUGGUAGUCGGGGUGAAAACUUAUGGGUAAGACAUAGCACAGGUGCACUGAUUAAUGUCGGUGGUAAAAAUACAAUUUUUGCUCAACCUGGAGAUCGAUUUAUUAUCAAAACGCCUGGCGGUGGGGGGUAUGGCGAAUACAAGGAUUAG
Molecule: messenger RNA, 3861 nt
Organism: Saccharomyces kudriavzevii IFO 1802
Lineage: Eukaryota; Fungi; Ascomycota; Saccharomycetes; Saccharomycetales; Saccharomycetaceae
Gene: OXP1
Product: 5-oxoprolinase
Exons: 1
Coding region: 1-3861 (1286 amino acids)
Biological process (GO): glutathione metabolic process
Cellular component (GO): cytosol
Molecular function (GO): 5-oxoprolinase (ATP-hydrolyzing) activity
Source: RefSeq, a predicted model, not a curated record